AGCGAAAGCAAGGGAAAAGGAAAAGGAAAAGAAAAGUAGACGCUCGGGAUAUCAUCACCGCCUUCUCUGACAUUCCGACUGUUUUGUUCCUUUUUUGUUUCGUCCCUGAAUAGACCGCGACCGACGUCAUCUACACCCUCUCUCUACUUCUCUCUCUCUUUCUCUCUUUCUCUCCUUUUCUCUCUCUCAGCUUCUUUAUUUCUUGAACAACACCUCAAUUGAGUGUAUUCGGCUCUGCUCUUUGCAAUUGAUCGGCUAUUUUUGAUUUUUGAUCGUUGCGAGUUUGUCAAUUGCUGCUCCAUUAGCUCCGAGCUGGAAAAGCGGACAUAGAAAAGCGUCCUCAAAAAAAUAAUCCCGCUCCGAGCAUCACGAAAUACUCGCUUCUCGCUAUUCUCACCAGAUUCUUUCGACUUCAUUAAUCAAUUGCACAUUAUUCGUGCGUCGAUACGACUACCAGUCUAACCGACGCAUCGAGCUUAUCCAUCAAUUGACGAUCGACCGUAUUCUUAUCUUCUGUGCUCACUUACCGAUUCCGUUCCGUUCUUUUCUUAAUCUACCUGAAUCGAUAUUCAAUGCAGCCUCGACGGGAAUAUCACAUCGUUGUCUUGGGAGCUGGUGGUGUUGGGAAAAGCUGUCUUACCGCGCAAUUCGUACAAAAUGUCUGGAUUGAGAGCUAUGAUCCGACGAUUGAGGAUUCAUAUCGGAAACAAAUAGAAGUCGAUGGCCGGCAAUGUAUUUUAGAAAUUCUCGAUACCGCUGGAACAGAACAAUUCACCGCCAUGAGGGAACUAUACAUGAAACAAGGACAAGGCUUCCUCCUUGUCUUCUCCAUCACCAGCAUGUCUUCUCUCCACGAACUCUCCGAAAUCCGCGAACAAAUCAUCCGCAUCAAAGACGACACCAAGGUCCCCAUCGUGAUUGUGGGCAAUAAAUCAGACCUCGAAGAAGACCGCGCCGUAUCACGAGCACGCGCAUUCGCACUAUCGCAAAGCUGGGGCAAUGCGCCUUAUUACGAGACCUCGGCGAGGAGACGCGCAAAUGUGAAUGAGGUGUUUAUUGAUUUGUGUCGGCAGAUUAUUAGGAAGGAUUUGCAGGCGUCGCAGUUGAGGUCGUUGGAGAUGCAGGCGAGGAAGAAGGAGAUGGCAGCUAGUGGGAAUGCGAAAGAGGCGCGGAGACGGUCGAGAAGACGGGGCCAGUGUGUUAUUAUUUAACCCUCUUGCGACUCCAUCUCAUGAUCACGACUCCACGACCAUAUCUCGACACGACCGAACUACUUCCAUCACGACAUACACCAUUUAUCACAUGAGCUGGAACUCCUACCAAAAGACAAUAUCUUUCCUAUACAUACUUACAACAUACAUAAAUACGAGGGGGAAAAAUACUCGAUACAUUACAGUUAUGAGGGCAGGUCUAAAGGGGAAAAGGAAGGAAGGAAAAGUCAUUUAAUUCUUUGUAUAGGUA
Talaromyces stipitatus ATCC 10500 is the source of this 1461-nucleotide messenger RNA. RefSeq names its product RAS small monomeric GTPase (Rsr1), putative. Gene Ontology annotation, cellular component: plasma membrane. The transcript has 8 exons. The record is from RefSeq and is a predicted model, not a curated record. Lineage: Eukaryota; Fungi; Ascomycota; Eurotiomycetes; Eurotiales; Trichocomaceae. Gene Ontology annotation, biological process: signal transduction. The coding region runs from base 573 to 1211 and encodes 212 amino acids. Gene Ontology annotation, molecular function: GTPase activity; GTP binding; GDP binding.